CAUCAGAUGGCGUCUCUCACAGUCAGCGCGCAUCAGAACAGCCCGAUGAACAGACAGUCCGCGUUCACCAUAGACAGCAUCCUGGGACUGAACAGACCGGAUCAGAGAACAGCGCUGUCAGCACCUUACCGACCCUGGACAGACGUGAAACCAGCAUGCCAGAAUCGUCGCGUGGUGACAGACAGUGAAGCUUCAGUGGAUGUGAGAGUGAAUGAAGAUGGUAAAUCUGACAGUAAAUCACCAGCAGACUCGUACAGGAGAACACUGAACUGGUAUAUCGGGCGCAGGCCGCGGACGGCGUUCUCUAGCGUUCAGAUCAAGAUAUUGGAGAGUGUGUUUCAAGUGAACUCAUACCCGGGCAUCGAUAUACGUGAAGAACUUGCUAAGAAACUUCAUCUAGAUGAGGACAGAAUUCAGAUUUGGUUCCAGAACAGAAGAGCAAAGCUGAAGCGCUCACACAGAGAGUCUCAGUUUCUCAUGGUGAAAAAUGUCCUUAAUGAUUUACAAACCAGCAGAGAAGAACGCUGACUGUCACAUUUUAUCAUAUUAUUUCUAUCUCUCUGCCUCUGUUGCGAUAUUGUAAUUUAUUAUAUGUCUUUACCACUUAUGUAAUUAAUAAUUAUCUCUCACUAUGUUUUAAAUGCUAAAUGUGUGUGUUUACUGAAAAUAUAAAAUAAUAA
Molecule: messenger RNA, 680 nt
Organism: Ctenopharyngodon idella (grass carp)
Lineage: Eukaryota; Metazoa; Chordata; Actinopteri; Cypriniformes; Xenocyprididae
Gene: hesx1
Product: HESX homeobox 1
Exons: 4
Coding region: 7-528 (173 amino acids)
Biological process (GO): pituitary gland development; regulation of transcription by RNA polymerase II; forebrain development
Cellular component (GO): nucleus
Molecular function (GO): RNA polymerase II cis-regulatory region sequence-specific DNA binding; DNA-binding transcription repressor activity, RNA polymerase II-specific
Source: RefSeq, a predicted model, not a curated record